AUGUCCAGCUCUUUGAAGUCCUUUCAGAAGGUCAUCAUUACAGCUGCUGAGGAUGCGCGAGGACCUGGCCGCCGGGACCGGGUCCAGGCACCGCGUGAGAAGCUAUGCCCGUGUCCCAGGAGCCGCUGGGUGCUGCUCUGGCUCUGCUGCUUCCUGGGGGGCCCCCGGGCCAUGUUCGUGACCAGGAAUUCCAGGCCCAACAUUGUCCUGCUGAUGGCCGACGACCUCGGGGUGGGGGACCUGUGCUGCUACGGCAACAACACAGUGAGCACGCCCAAUAUCGACCGCCUGGCAAAUGAAGGUGUGAUGCUCACUCAGCACCUGGCCGCCGCCUCUGUCUGCACCCCAAGUCGGGCAGCCUUCCUGACUGGCCGGUACCCCAUCCGAUCAGGGAUGGCGUCCCCCUUCGAAGUGAACCGCGUCUUCAACUGGCUUGGAGGCUCGGGGGGUCUUCCCACGAAUGAAACCACCUUUGCUAAGUUGCUGCAGCACCGUGGCUAUCGCACGGGUCUCAUAGGAAAGUGGCACCAGGGUCUCAGCUGUGCCUCCCGGGAUGACCACUGCUACCACCCGCUCAACCACGGCUUCGACUACUUCUACGGGCUGCCCUUGGGCCUUCUGAGCGACUGCCAGGCGUCCCAGAGGCCGGAGCUGCACCGCUGGCUGCGCAUCAAGCUCUGGAUCUCCACGGCCGCCCUCGGGCUCAUCCCGGUCCUGCUGCUCGUCCCCAAGUUGGCACGCUGGUUCCCCGUCCCCUGCUGGGUCAUCCUCACCUUCGCCCUCAUCGCCUUGCUCUUCUUCAUUUGCUGGUACUCGAGUUACGGGUUCGUGCGGCGGUGGAAUUGCAUCCUGAUGAGGAAUCACGAAAUCAUCCAGCAGCCGAUGAGAGAGGAGCGGGUCUCCUCCCUGCUGCUGAGGGAGGCCCUCACCUUUAUCGACAGGUACAAACGCGAGCCUUUCCUGCUCUUUGUGUCGUUUCUGCACGUGCACACCCCCCUGGUCACCAAGGAGAAGUUUGUGGGGCGCAGUAAAUACGGCCUCUAUGGGGAUAACGUGGAGGAGCUGGACUGGAUGGUGGGGAAGAUCCUGGCCGCCCUGGACCGGGAGCUGCUGGCUAACCGCACACUGGUGUACUUCACCUCAGACAACGGGGGCCGCCUGGAGUCCCAGGAGGGCGGGUCCCAGCGGGGCGGCUGGAACGGCGUCUACAAAGGUGGCAAGGGCAUGGGUGGCUGGGAGGGUGGCAUCCGUGUGCCGGGCAUCUUCCGCUGGCCGACCGUCCUGGAGGCAGGCAAGGUCAUUGACGAACCCACCAGCCUGAUGGACAUCUACCCCACCCUGUCCUACGUGGGCGGCGGGAUCCUGCCUCUGGACAGACCCAUCGAUGGCCGCAACCUCAUGCCCCUGUUGGAAGGCAGGGCCCCCCACUCGGAGCACGAGUUCCUCUUCCACUACUGCGGGGUCUACCUGCACACGGCCAGGUGGCACCAGAAGGACUGCGCAACGGUGUGGAAAGCCCAUUUCAUGACCCCCAACUUCUCCCCGGAGGGAGCCGGUGCCUGCUACGGCAGUGGGAUGUGCCCCUGUUCCGGGGACGUCACCUUCCACGACCCCCCGCUGCUCUUCGACAUCUCCAGGGACCCUUCGGAGGCGCACCCCCUGAACCCCGACGACGAGGCGCUCUUCGAGUCGGUGGUGAAGAAGAUCGAGCUGGCCAUCCGCGAGCACCGGCGCACGCUGGCGCCCGCGCCCCUGCAGUUCUCGCUGUUCAACACCAUGUGGAAGCCGUGGCUGCAGCCCUGCUGCGGGGCCUUCCCCUUCUGUGGCUGCGACAAGGAGGACGUCAUCCUGCCCACGUCUCUGUGA
Messenger RNA from Talpa occidentalis (Iberian mole), 1866 nucleotides. It is a transcript of the gene ARSH, whose product is annotated as arylsulfatase family member H. The coding region runs from base 1 to 1866 and encodes 621 amino acids. NCBI's taxonomy places the organism in Eukaryota, Metazoa, Chordata, Mammalia, Eulipotyphla, Talpidae. Gene Ontology annotation, molecular function: arylsulfatase activity. The record is from RefSeq and is a predicted model, not a curated record. The transcript has 11 exons.